This is a messenger RNA of Oncorhynchus nerka (sockeye salmon), 1335 nucleotides long. RefSeq names its product transmembrane protein 11 (gene tmem11). Bases 331 to 840 code for a protein of 169 amino acids. The transcript has 2 exons. Gene Ontology annotation, biological process: inner mitochondrial membrane organization. NCBI's taxonomy places the organism in Eukaryota, Metazoa, Chordata, Actinopteri, Salmoniformes, Salmonidae. The record is from RefSeq and is a predicted model, not a curated record. Gene Ontology annotation, cellular component: mitochondrial inner membrane.
GAACUGCCGUUAUGCAAAGCUGCGUCCAAUACAGCACAGCAGCAGCUCCCAUGUUAUACGUAACUAAUAUAGAUGUUACUGGAAUUUUGAAAGUUGUGAAUGAUCAACAUGCUCGCUAACCCAGAGUUUUAUUUACGUUAGCUAGCUAACAGUUAGCUACUUGACGGGUGCGUUCGUAAAUUCGCACUGGAGUGUCUGACUCAGCCAGGGUGAAUUUACGAACGCAGCCUUAUUUAACAUGCCGUGUUAAUCUUGUUGGGGAGCUAGCUAGCGCUCUUCCGCGUGGCAAAAUGUUUGCAAAGUGAGAGAUUCGAGUUUUACACGGGAGUGAUGGCGGCAACGGACUGCUACAUCGUUCACGAGAUCUACAACGGGGAGAAUGCGCAGGACCAGUUUGAGUAUGAGCUGGAGCAGGCACUGGAGGCCCAGUACAAGUACAUUGUGAUCGAGCCCACACGCAUUGGCGACGAGACGGCUCGCUGGAUCGCCGUGGGCAACUGCCUGCACAAGACGGCCGUCCUGUCGGGCACCGCCUGCCUCCUGACGCCGCUCUCGCUGCCGCCUGAGUACUCGCGCUACGUGGCACUGCCCGCUGGUGCCCUCAGCGUGGCCUGCUCCGCCCUCUACGGAAUCUCCUGGCAGUUCGAUCCCUGCUGCAAGUACCAGGUGGAGUACGAUAGCCAAAAACUCUCGCGGCUGCCCCUGCACACACUCACCUCCUCCACGCCAGUGGUUCUGGUGCGCAGGGACGACAUCCACAGAAAGAGACUCCACAACACGAUAGCGCUGGCCGCCCUGGCCUACUGCGCCAAGAAGAUCUACGAACUCUAUGUGGUAUGAGCAAUACUCUGAAGAGGGUUAAACAAAUCAAAUAAAAAAAUAAAAAUAAAAAAAUAUAGCGGGAAAAGAAAGAAUCCACCCAGUAGUAAGCCAAGUGGAAGCCAUGUGCUGAGUAGAGGGUUUGCCCCUAACCCCCUCCACCCCACCUCACUUGCACGGGUGCUUACUGUUGGGCUGUUUGAUGGAUCAGAGGGAUAUAGUUCAAACUAGAAGGAAUUAUUUUUCCCUUAUUUUCUUUACUUGUAAGUGACAUCACCAGUGCACUUAUCCAUAUGGUACCCUUGCGCCUCUUCCCAAUCCCUGUACCCCUCUCAAUACACUAAGUUAGGGCACAAGGGUAGCUAAGUAAAAAGAUUUAGACUGAAUUGUGUUGCAGUUGAAACGGACAGGCUUAAGUAUUACCAACAUGUCUAUUCCUUGUAGUUUUACUGUACCCCUUUCUUGCUGAUCAGUAUGUCACCCUUUCAUUAAACAUUAGGAUAUUUCAAACUCUCA